GUGUUGUUCUUGUCGCUGCAUUUCGUGCUUCCAUUAUACAGCUAGCUACCUGUACCAGUGUCCCUCUCAGUGUGUGCGCGUGUGUGUUUGCAGGAUGCGCGUCUAAUUGGCGUUUAUAGUUGUUUAGCCCAGCUGCAAGCCAUUUGAAUUGCAAAAUUUAUGGAAAUGUUGCGCCUGCUUUGGCUUUUAUGCGCUGCAUUUGGCCAAUUCAGUGAUCCUGUCUUAGCUGAAAUCGAAUAUAAUACCAUCAACGCUGAUGGAUCGUUUCAAUUUCGACAUGCAAAUGAUGACAUUGGCGGCUACUAUCACAGCGCCUCUGGCACUCCGGACAACAUCGUGCGAGGUCGUUAUGGUUCGCGUAGUCCAGCGAGCGGACAGAUCGAAGAGACCGUCUAUACAGCCGGACCACGUGGCUUUCGCGUGAAUGGACCGAAAAUACAUCGUAAAAUGGAUUUGGCACAGUAUCCGGUACUUCCACGUGGCAGUCCCGAUGAUCCCCUCGCCGACCCCUACGACGAUCCCUCCUACAGCUUCAGCUAUCGCUCGUCGGAUCAGUCUCGCAGCGAGGAGAAUGAUGCCAACAAUAGAAUAAGAGGUCUCUACUCCUAUUUGGAUGAUGUGGGCGAGCGGCACAGCGUGCGUUAUGCUGCUGGCGCUGGAACGGGCUUUGAGAUUUCCAAUGCGGUACCUGAUAAUCCCGUUAGUGUCGGCUACUCCAGUCCGCUGUACAAGGCGCAUCCCAAGACUCGUGGCAAAAUGUCCGUACAGCGGGGUCCUGCGGGCACCUACAAGCUGAUUGCGGCUGGUCCGGAUCAUCGACGCGCCGAGAGUCGUGCUCCGGAUGGAUUAGUGCGCGGCACCUACUCCUUCCUGGACGACAAGGGCGUGCAGCGCACUGUGGAGUACAUAGCUGGGGCGGGCAUUGGCUACCGAGUGGUGAAAAAUAGAGUGGGACCUGGCACUCACAUAAAUCCCUCCGUAGCGGACUUUCGACUAAGCGACACGGAUUUCCGAUUGGCUAAUGAUUUUGGUCGGGGAGCGGGCGGAAAAUUGGGCGGAGGCGGUGGUGGGAGUGGGAGCAGUGUUGGUGGCAGUGGCAGUGGUGCCAGCGGUAUUGGUGGUUCAGGAACAAGUGGAGCUAGUGGACCAAGUGGUGGCGGUGGAGGUAGAGGACGAGUUGGUGGCGGAGGAGCUGACACAGAUUAUUUAAAAGCCGGAGGAAAGAUAGAUAUAAGAGUAACUGGAAACGGGUUAGAUAAUGCUGGAGAUGACAUUGAAUUGAACAGUAGCUCCGGUGGAUCUGCAACCGCAGAUGGAGUGAAGUCUGAUCGAAGAGGCUAUGCGGCAGGCAGCUCGCAAAGAGGCAGCACCAGAUAUGAUGGAGGUGGUGGAAAUGGAGGCGGAGCUGGAGGUGGAGGUGGAGGUGGAGGUGGCGGCAGAUAUGAUGGAGGAGCAGGUACUGGAGGUGGAGGAGGCGGAGGAGGUAGAUAUAAUGGAGGAGGGGGAGGCAGAGGCGGAGGUGGCGGUGGAGCUGGCGGGGGAGGUGGUGGAUACAGAGAGAGAGGAGGAGGUAUAGGUGGUUUAGGUUCCGCUGAAGGCAUAGCCACUGGAUCAGGCAGCGCAGCUAGUGGACCGGAUGACAAUUACAAYCUGAAUGAUGAUGAUGUGGGUGGCUCCCUGCCCCCGCUGGUGACCACCAAUCAUCGCAUACUGGAAAUCGAUCGGGAUCGAGAGUGGGUGCAACGACAUCGCGACUCCACGAUUAUUAGGAAUGUGGGCAAAUGGUAUGUGGGUCUGCCACCAGGUCAAAGUGUCCGAGCCCAUGUGCAGAACAUAGACAUUUUGCCACUGGGCGGCCGAGUCGCAUUGUCACCAUCGGAGGCACUGCGCCAGGACGAGAUGGCCGAGCUGGCCGCCUCCAGGGAGCACUAGAAGGCAAUAACUAGUUGUAGUUGGAUAGCUGAUAGUUGUUAGUUAGUUAAGUGCUCGCAACUAAGAUAAGUAACUGAAACGAUGUCAACUGCGGUUGCGCGUGGUUUCAGCUGUAACUGUAACUGUAACACUAUUUAUGCUAAAUACAUAAUACA
Messenger RNA from Drosophila arizonae, 2087 nucleotides. RefSeq names its product Cuticular protein 73D (gene Cpr73D). NCBI's taxonomy places the organism in Eukaryota, Metazoa, Arthropoda, Insecta, Diptera, Drosophilidae. Gene Ontology annotation, molecular function: structural constituent of chitin-based larval cuticle. The record is from RefSeq and is a predicted model, not a curated record. Gene Ontology annotation, cellular component: chitin-based extracellular matrix.